Lathyrus sativus (Indian pea) is the source of this 2217-nucleotide messenger RNA. The record is from the annotation of a GenBank genome assembly. Lineage: Eukaryota; Viridiplantae; Streptophyta; Magnoliopsida; Fabales; Fabaceae.
AUGUUUGAUUCUGGUUACAAGUCACAAUAUAUUGGAGGUCAGAAAGAGAAAUUUGUGAGGUUGGAUGAUUUGGAUUCGAAUUCGUCAAAACAAUCUAGCUCAAGUGUGAUGAAGAAAUUAAGAUUUAAUAUAAACGGUUUGCCGAUUCCGGGUCGCGGAAAAAAAAACACGUCGAAAUCAUUUCGGUUUGGCGUGAAGAGGGGAUCAGAUGGACUAAAAAAUAUUGGAAGAUCAAUCAAAAGUGGAGUCACUUGGUCGGUUUUUCCCGAAGAUCUUAAAGUGUCACAGAAAAAAGUAUUUGAUCCUCAAGAUAAGAAUCUUCUGUAUUGGAACAAGUUUUUCGAGAUUCUAUGCAUUAUUUCAGUAGCUUGUGAUCCUUUCUUUUUUUACCUUCCUUAUUUCAACCACAAAUCAUUUUGCUUAGCAAUAGAUAACAAGCUGGCGAGUUUUAUUGUUACAUUGAGAACAAUAUGUGAUUGCGUUUAUCUCCUGCGCAUAAGUUUCCAAUUUCGCACUGCCUUCAUCGCGCCUUCGUCUCGAGUAUUUGGAAGAGGUGAACUUGUCAUAGAUCCUGCAUUGAUCGCGAAACGAUAUUUACAACGCUACUUCAUUUUUGACUUCUUGUCUAUACUACCAUUCCCACAGGCUGUAGUAUGGAAAUAUCUUUAUAGUUCACGACGUAUGGAAGUUUUGGAUACAAAAACAUCGCUUUUGAGAAAUGUCAUCAUGCAAUACUUACCAAGAUUUGUACGAUUUAUACCAUUGGCUUCGGAAGUUAAAAAGACAGCUGGUGUUUUCUCUGAAAAUGCAUUGCUUGGUGCUAUGUACUAUUUGAUUUGGUAUAUGCUCGCUAGCCAUAUUACGGGUUCUGUCUGGUACUUACUAGCCAUAGAACGUAACGACACGUGUUGGAAGAAUGCAUGUAAAGAAGUUAUAGGAUGUAACUCGCAUUUUUUGUAUUGUGGAAGUUCAAGUAAGCAUAUACGAGGGUAUGAAAAAUGGAGAAAUAUGAGUGAAUCUGUUCUUAAAAGCAAAUGCUUUGUUGAAGAUGGUAACUCAGCUUUUAAUUAUGGAAUCUUCUCUCAAGCUAUAGAGUCUGAUAUUGUCGCUUCCAUACAAGUCUUCCCUAAAUUUUGUUACUGUCUAUGGUGGGGCCUUCAGAAUUUGAGUACACUUGGUCAGGGGCUUCUAACUAGUACCUAUCCUGGUGAGGUUAUGUUUUCCAUAGUAAUAGCUAUUAUGGGACUUGUUCUUUUUUCUCUUCUGAUUGGAAACAUGCAGACCUACCUUCAAUCUAUGUCGGUUCGUCUGGAGGAAAUGAGGAUCAAAAGGCGUGAUUCUGAGCAAUGGAUGCAUCAUCGCUUGCUUCCUUCGGAGCUAAGGGAAAGAGUCAGACGUUAUGACCAAUACAAGUGGUUGAACACGCGUGGAGUAGAUGAAGAAAACUUGGUUCAGAGUCUUCCAAAAGAUCUCAGAAGAGAUAUCAAACGUCAUCUUUGUUUGAAUUUGGUCAGAAGGGUUCCUCUAUUUGCUAACAUGGACGAACGCUUGCUUGAUGCAAUAUGUGAGCGAUUGAAACCGAGUUUAUAUACAGAGAAAACUUACAUAGUUAGGGAAGGUGAUCCAGUUGAUGAGAUGUUGUUCAUCAUCCGUGGUCGUCUAGAGAGUGUUACUACAGAUGGUGGAAGAAGUGGCUUUUUCAACAGAGGAGUUUUGAAGGAAGGUGAUUUCUGUGGCGAAGAGUUGUUAACAUGGGCAUUGGAUCCAAAAUCGGCUGCCAACUUGCCAUCAUCAACUAGAACAGUGAAAGCUAUGAGUGAAGUAGAGGCAUUUGCUUUAGAAGCAGAGGAGUUAAAGUUUGUUGCAUCACAAUUUAGACACAUACAUAGUAGACAGGUUCAGCAUACCUUCCGUUUCUACUCGCAACAAUGGAGAACAUGGGCUGCAAUCUACAUUCAAGCUGCAUGGAGGAAGCAUUUAAAGAGAAGGCGAAGGAAAGAAGAAGAAGAAUACUAUGAAGGAAUUGAUGAAUCUACAAGGGCUUUGGUUCCGCAAGCCCAAAAUUCGUCAAGAUUUGGAAUUAAUACAACAGUUUAUGCUUCUCGCUUUGCUGCUAAUAUUCGUGGUUAUAGACAUCGAAUGCCAAGUUCCAAUAACCUGUUGAGUAUCCCGAAACCCCCAGAACCUGACUUCAGUGCUCUCGAUAAUGAAGACUGA